Molecule: messenger RNA, 1236 nt
Organism: Oldenlandia corymbosa var. corymbosa
Lineage: Eukaryota; Viridiplantae; Streptophyta; Magnoliopsida; Gentianales; Rubiaceae
Source: the annotation of a GenBank genome assembly
AUGGUGAGAUCGUUGGAGAAUGGAUCAUCGGUGGCUCCUUUUCUGGUAAAGUGCUAUGAGAUGGUGGAUGAUGAAUCUACUGACUCGUUGAUUUCUUGGAGUCCAACUCAUAGUAAUAGCUUUAUCAUAUGGGAUGUCUCUAGAUUCUCUUCUGAAUUGCUUCCCAAGUACUUCAAACACAGCAAUUUAUCCAGCUUUAUUCGGCAACUCAAUAUCUAUGGAUUCAGGAAAUCUGAUACAGAUCGUUGGGAGUUUUCAAAUGAUGAUUUUGUUAAAGGUCAAAAACAGCUUCUAAAGAACAUCAUUAGACGAAAACAGACUCCUGCCCAGGAGCAGAAGAGACCCUCCCAGCAGAAGGAUCAACAUGCACCUAAAGAAGAUAGUAUGGCUGCACUCAUCAAGGAAGUUGAAAGCUUGACUAUCGAUAGGAAUGUUCUCAUGCAAGAGCUGAUGACAUUGAGGCACCGCCAGAAGACUUCUCAAAGUAAGUUGAUUCGCCUCAGAGAACAGCUAAAAGGUGUGGAGAAGCAUCAGCAAGAAAUGCUUUCAUUUAUUGUACUGGCUAUGCAAAACCCUGGAAUUUUCUUACAGUUGCUUCAGCCAAAAGAGAACAACUGGCGUGCAGCCGAACCUGGUAAAAAAUCCUUUACACGAGUUGUGAAGAGUUAUGAGCCUGUUUCAUCGGAUGGAAUGAUAGUACCAUAUCAACUUCCUUCAAAUGAAACUUCAGAGCCUCCCAGUGACCCUCCUGUUUCUGAUUUAGAACAACCUAUGGAUUUUGAGUUCUCAGAUGAGAUGAAAGAUAGUGAUGAGCCUGUUCCGCAGGAUGGAAUGAUAGUACCCUAUCAGGUUCCUGCGAAUGAAGCUUCGGAGCCUUCCAGUAACUCCGCGGUUUCUGAUUUACAACAAAUUGUGGAUUUUGAGUUCUCAGAUGAGAUUAGAGAUCUCCUUAUGAACAUUGACUUCAGUUCAGGACUUAUGGAUGAGAAGUUGCUUUCUGUUGGGAAUCAUACACCUCUUGCUCUUCCUGAUUCUUUAUCUGAUGGUGACUUAAUGAUGGAUCACUUCCUUCUACCUAGCCCUCGACCAGAGCCUGAAGAAACCAAAGAGGGUGAUUAUGAGUCGACCUUCCACGCCCAAGAAUCUGAUCAGAAUAAGAGAGCUGAGAGCGAGGAUGUCAUGAAAGAAGUUGAUACCUCAGAUAACAUGGACAUUUUGGGCUUUCUUAAUUCUUGA